GGCAGCGUCACCUCACUGCCACCAGCCAGCUGGAGAGGUGCUUCCAAAGGCCCCUCAAGGCCACUCCUCUAAUUCCCUCCUCAGAGCCGUCCCCGGACUUGGGGAUGGAUUUCGGGGAUACCAAAGGGCUCCCCAUGGAUCUGCCUUGUUACCACGGCCCUCUGUCCAAGAAAGACUGUGAGACUUUGCUGCUCAAGGAUGGGGUGGAUGGCAACUUCCUGAUAAGGGACAGCGAGUCCAUGCCGGGAGUGCUGUGCCUCUGUGUCUCGUUUAAAAAUUUCGUCUACACAUACCGAAUCUUCAAAGAGAGACAUGGGUUUUACGACAUACAGACCGUGGAAGGCGCUCCCAAGAAGAUCUUUCCAGACCUAAAGGAAUUGAUCUCCGCAUUUGAGAAACCAAAUCAAGGGCUGGUGGUCCACCUUGUACGGCCCAUAAAGAAAACCAGCUCCCGCCUGAGAUGGAGACGGUCACAGAUAAAGUUGGAUAAUAUUUACGAGAACAGUAACAGUGAAUAUGUGGAGGUCUUGCCUUGAAGACAAGGAGACUGAACAAAGCAAUUCGAGAAGACGUCAGGUAUCAGCUCUCACCGGUGACCCUGCUUCUCCUGCAGAUGUGGACCUGGAAUGCUGAGCUGUAAGUGAGCUAUUCAGACUCUCCUGGACUGGGCGACUGAAGAUGUUCUGUCCACCAGCCUCAGAGAACUCGCUCCCCAUGUCCCCACCUCCCAUGCAUCCACCACGAGCAGCUUUGAAACCCCUUUCCCCCUGAGCACUCUUCUUUCUUGGAAUAGGACAGCCUGAACCUAUUCUCCCUGACUUAUCAAAGAUACCACUACAUCAUGGGUGACACCCUCCUUUAGACCAGGCAAUCGGAAGCACAGCUUCAUACAGAAGAGAACACACUUGGCCGUGAGCUAGGAGCCUGAGUUCCAGCCCUGUGGCUACGUGACUUCGGAUAAACCUCUUCCCCAGGCUGGCUCUCCAUUUCUUCAUCUGUAAAACAAACACUGCCCCUGCCCCUGUGCUGAGCCCAGCUGUAUCUGGUGGAGUUGAGGGGUCCUGGGGUGAUGAAGAUGUACGUGGAAUUGGCAUGGGUCUCCAUCCUCCCAAACAGCCAACAUGGUCUCUGCACCUGCCUGUCCUGGGCUUGGUCAUGAUGGGGGCCCUGACCCCUCCCACACCCUUCUCCCUCUUCAUUCUAGCUCUCCUCUUUCUUACUAAUCUUGAUAUUCCUGUCAAACACAUCCAUGGAUGCAUUAUCUCCCUGGUUUUGCCCAAUUUCACUAAUGCACGAACCACUUCAGCAGCAUGGAUGUAGCUGUGUACCACACUGAUAGGUGUGGGGAUUUUAAAGGUACCCUCCUUCGUGUGGUUCCUGUUCCCGCUGGAUUCUAAGUGCCCCCCCAAAGCACACUUGGGUCUCCCUCCUAUUCCCCAGCAUGGAAAUGUGUGCUGUGUAGAGUUGUGCCCGUUCAUAGAACUUUCUGACCGGAAGCACAUUCCUGAAGGGUUUGUUGAAUUGGUUCUAAGUCCUUUGAAUUUUUCUGCUGGUUCGACAUUCUAACUAAGACCUGAUUAGUGUGGAAUGUGCCAAUUCUAUGCCCAUCCUCUUACCUAUCUUCAAGCCAUAGUGAUUCAUUUUACCCUACUGGUCUUAUCUUUCAAAGUUAUUCAAGAGAGGAGCUCGAGAUUUCCGGAUGACAGGAACAGACAGUGUGGUUGGAGUCCCAAAGUGUAAGCCAUUCUGAGUUUCUGGCUCAUAGAAAUCCAGAGCUAUUACCAAGUAGGUAAGAAGUGAAAUGCAGUCACCAUAUUCAGAGAGCUGAGGGCACCUGAAGCAAGCCUGCUUCUUGGGGUUCAGUCCCUAGUCUUUGAUUCUAUAUCCAAAGAAGCAUGUGUCAGUUGCCAGAGUCCCGAGCAAUCUUUGGCACAGAAAACAUAUUCAGGGCCAAUGAAAAUAUAUUUAUUUCUUGAACAAAUGACUGAAUAAGUCAGUAGAUAAAAUGUAGCCACUCGUUCCAGAUAGCAGAGAUUUGUUUGAGCUUCAUUCAUUUCAGAACCUAGUAGAACAAGACUGUUAGUUCAAGACCUUGCAGUCGUAAUUCUCGUAGAAGUGAUUUCCUUUUUCUGAGUACCCGUGCAUAGCACUUUACAUGAUGCUUGGUCCCCCGUGGGAUUUCACCACAUUUCUCAACCAAGCAAGCCACACUGAGUAGCCGAUGUGGAUGCCAUGCUAUAAUUUGCUGAAAUUUUUUUAGAAGACCUUGAACAGGUCACGUGAAGGACAGUUGCAAGAUCCGGGUAGGUGGGACAGGAAGCAGUGUGGGGGGGGGAGGGGAAGACCUGAGAAACAAUAAUGGCAGGUGUAUUAAGUGUUUGGGGUGCCAUUCUGUGACAGAGGAUACAACGCCUGCCAGCAGAACUCACACCAGUGCUGGCUCUCUAUAGGAGGGCAGUUUUAGCCGUAUGGCAAAAAGAACUCUGAACCCACUAGAACAAUCUUACACUAAGAGCCUGCCCUGUGUUGUAGUUUAGGUGGAGGGUGAUAUUUUCCAAGGAUAUGGGAGAGAUGCGUCCUGCCCCGAGAAGAAAUUAGACUGCCUGAAUGCUAAGGUACCUUCCAGUUCAAGGAUGGUUGGAUCCUAUGGUCAUCUCUUAACAGUUUAGUGGGAAUCUCUCUCCCUCUCUUUCUUUUUUGGACUUCCAUAUGGACUGGUGUUAAUCACAUCCCUUAAUUCUUAACUCAUUAUCACCAUUAAUCCAUGUAAGACCUUUCUUCUGUUUUAUUUCAUUGUUAUCCUCUUUGCACCGCAUUCCAAUGAUCACACCCUUCCCCAUGGGAAAUUGCUCAAUACUAUUUGAUAUAUACCUUUGAUAUGUAUGCACCCUUGUAGAAGGUACAGCAUUGGUUGUGAAUACAGGUCUUUUAUAUUUACAUACACAAUAUUCUAUUGUUCCAAUUAUGUUAUUACCUUUCUCACUGAACACCAUGUUUGGUUCUAGUCUAUAUUGUUGAGUGUAAUUCAGUCUCUUUUUUUUUAAGUUUGUUUAUUUUGAGAGAGAGAGAGAGAGAGUGUGUGUGUGUAUGUGAGCAGGGGAAGGGCACUUGUGAGUGAGAGGGAGAGAGAGAAUCCCAAGCAGGCUCCACACUGUCAGCUUGGAGCCUGAUGCAGGGCUCGAACUCACGAACCCAGAGAUCAUGACCUGCACUGAAAUCAAGAGUUCAACAUUCAACCGACUGAGCCAGCUGGGCGCCCCAGAGUGUAAUUCAGCACCUUAAAUGGUGCAUGGUAUUCCGUAGUGUGCUCUCACCAGCUUAUCCUUUCCUCUAGAGAUAGACAUCUAGGUUGGUUCCAGCACAACGGUCUGUGGAGCAAGCUUGAACGAGUCCCCUUAUGGAAGUGUAAGAGAGUUUCUCUGAACUGUAUGAUCCUAAGAUAUGCUCAGGUUUAAUUAUGAUGCAGUCAAACCCAUCAGUUGCCUUUUGAUUCUUCUGUAAUAAGCUCUUUACUCCGAGAUCAUGAAAAAAAGUUAUCCUGCAUUUUCUUUCACUUGCUUUUAUACCUUUACCCUCUGCGGGUAAGGUUUCAGUGAUGGCAAGGUCUCUUGUACUCCUCACUGACACUUUCCCAGUAAUGAGAAAAGCCCUUCACACAUAGUUGAUGUUCAAUAAAUAUUUCUCAAAUGAAGGAUGAAUCCAGGGUGAACCUCUGUCCAUGGUAAGAGGUAUUUCCAACUUUGUAUUUCUCCAUAUAGAUUGGAGUAGUUUUCCCAUUUCAACCUGCUUAAUAGUUAAUGUCCCCUCUGAUUUACGGUUCCUCCUUUAUCCACAAUGGUUCCAAUGUUCCAAUCUUGUUGUCUGGUAGGAUAGGUGCCCUUUUAUUUUUCAAACCGACCGAGUUAUCUGUGGACCUUGGUUCCUCCAUAUACAUUUAAGGAUAAAUAUGUUACAUUGCUCAAAACAUCUUGAUGGGAUUUUGAGUGAAUUUGCAAAGAGUUUGUAAUUAGGGAAAACAGACAUUCUUGUAAUGCUGUCCCGUGCAUAAACAUGCUAUGUCAAUUUACUCAGGUCAUUUUUUUUUUUUUUUAAUUUAAGUAGGCUUCAUGCCCAGCGCAGAGCCCAAUGUGGGGCUUGAGCUCAUGACCCUGGGAUCAUGACCUGAGCUGAGAUCAAGAGUUGGACACUUCACUAUAUGCCAACUUGGAUGUAAAUUUAAAAAAUAAAUAAAAUGGUAAAAAAAAAAAAGUUGGACAUUUAACUAACCAAGCCACCCAGGUGCCCUGUCUUUUUUGUUCUUUAAUGGAAUCACAAAUUUUCACUAGAGAAGUCUUGUAUAUUCUGUUAGAUUAAUUCCAAAUUGUUUUUAGUUGUUACAGAUUCUGUCUUAUGUUUUAUUACAUUUCUAGCAGCCUAUGGCAGUGGAAAAAUGUUUACUCUCUUGUGUGGAUCUACUGGUUUACCCGUUGAUCCUACUGUAAAUCAAAUUGUAAAUUCUAUGUAAAUUAUUUUGUCGGCUGUAAAUAACACCACUUUGUUCUGUUUCCGCA
Messenger RNA from Acinonyx jubatus (cheetah), 4550 nucleotides. RefSeq names its product SH2 domain containing 1B (gene SH2D1B). The transcript has 4 exons. Bases 105 to 536 code for a protein of 143 amino acids. The record is from RefSeq and is a predicted model, not a curated record. NCBI's taxonomy places the organism in Eukaryota, Metazoa, Chordata, Mammalia, Carnivora, Felidae.